AUGUUCAAGCGGCUGAGCAAGGCACAAGGGGUGAAGGAGGAUCUGAGCAGUGAUGAAGAAUAUGGCACUGUUAGUGUAGAUAAUAUUCUCGACGAGGACAGUGGGAGCGAUAGUGAAAGUGACGUUGAAAGUGGCACCGACGACGGCGAGGAUGAAGAGGACGAGGACGAGGACGAGGAGAAUGAGGAUGAGGACGAGGAGGAUACCGGUGCGCCAUUCACCGUCAAGCAGGCACUCAAAUCACCGAUAUAUGCGGAUCCAGACACCCUACCACGCACUUUGCUUCAAUACCGAUGCGUUGCAUGCCCCAUCAUCCAGUUAAAGAACGAAAAAAGUAUAGAGGUCCACCUGGAAAGCAAGUUUGUCGACAUGGAAUGCGAGAAAGAGGGAGACCGCGUGCUGCAUAUCGAUCCUCGGACACUUGUUGCACUGCUGGAAGAUAUACGUGCAGCCAACGCGCAAACCCCCAAAACGGACGCGCCCGCGCCCAAACGGAAACACAGUGACAAGGGCGAGCAUACAUCGCGUGCCGAGCGCAAGAAGGCAAAGCGCGCGCGGCGUCGUGAGCAGCGCGCAGCACUACAACCUGCCAAUUCGUAA
Molecule: messenger RNA, 600 nt
Organism: Malassezia vespertilionis
Lineage: Eukaryota; Fungi; Basidiomycota; Malasseziomycetes; Malasseziales; Malasseziaceae
Exons: 2
Coding region: 1-600 (199 amino acids)
Source: RefSeq, a predicted model, not a curated record